This is a messenger RNA of Emericellopsis cladophorae, 1152 nucleotides long. Its product is annotated as putative Zn-dependent protease. Bases 1 to 1152 code for a protein of 383 amino acids. Gene Ontology annotation, molecular function: metalloendopeptidase activity. The transcript is spliced from 4 exons. Gene Ontology annotation, cellular component: mitochondrial inner membrane. Lineage: Eukaryota; Fungi; Ascomycota; Sordariomycetes; Hypocreales; Bionectriaceae. Gene Ontology annotation, biological process: mitochondrial protein processing; protein quality control for misfolded or incompletely synthesized proteins. The record is from RefSeq and is a predicted model, not a curated record.
AUGCACCACGGUGCUUACCCACGGUCGAUAUCCAACUUGCCUCUGCUGCGAUCCACUGUUGCACCCAAACGUCCGAUUGCGCACUCUCCGAAAUCACCACCGUCGACCUGCCGGCACUACAGACAAAUCCCCGAGGAAGAGUAUCGCCGCCGCCUCGCCGAAGCGCGACCGCUCCUCUCAAACAGACGCGCAAAGACACUCGAAACGAUUGGCACAACGAAGCAGCAUCGAACAUUCAUCCUCCUCUGCGUCGCGGCCGCGGUCGUCUUCUACUUUGCCAACUCGCAAAAGGUCCCCGUCACCGGGAGGAGGCGAUUCAACUUCCUCAGCGAGGACUGGUUGACGAUCUUUGGCGUAUCGGGCGACGCGUACGAACAAGAGCUCCGGAGAGAAGGUGUCCGGUUUGCUCCCAAAUAUGACUGGCGAUAUGCACGGGUCAUGGGUGUGAUGCAGAGGCUCGUCCCUGUCAGCGGCCAAGCGGACAAAGACUGGAAAGUCCACGUCAUACUCGAUGAUGGCGCAGCGAACGCCUUUGUCACACCAGACGGCCAUGUCUUUGUCUUCAGUGGCAUCAUCAACCUCUGCGGCAACAUCGAUUCCCUCGCGACCGUCCUAGGGCACGAGAUUGCCCACAAUGUCGCCACUCAUUCAGCGGAGCGAUUGUCGGCAGCAAUCAUUGCCAACCUCACCAGUGGAAGUCUGUUCCUCCUCUUGGGGCUCCUACCAGGUCUGACUCUGGCCGGACUCUGGACACUUACUGGUGGGCGGUAUGUGCAAAGUCUCAUAUACGACCUGCCCAUGAACAGGAAGCAAGAGACAGAGGCGGACUACAUCGGGCUAAUGAUGAUGGCCGAGGCCUGCUACGAUCCCCGCCACUCGAUUGGAUUCUGGGAGCGGAUGAAAGUCGUCCAGUCGCAAAGCCGAGGAUAUGAGGUGCCGGAGAUGCUGAGUACGCAUCCUUCUGACGGCUCCCGCAUCGAGAAGCUGACCCAGUGGCUGCCCGAGGCCAUGGAGAAGUGGCAGGCCAGCGACUGUCAUGGUGGCCAAGGCGCAAUAGCACGCCAGUUUAGAGACGCGCUCUCACAUAGGAGAUUCAUGGGCGUGGCAUGGUACAUUGCAGUCCCCGGCGACUGGAGGCUGAGCAUACCGUAG